Molecule: messenger RNA, 2579 nt
Organism: Sphaeramia orbicularis (orbiculate cardinalfish)
Lineage: Eukaryota; Metazoa; Chordata; Actinopteri; Kurtiformes; Apogonidae
Gene: nt5c2l1
Product: 5'-nucleotidase, cytosolic II, like 1
Exons: 17
Coding region: 134-1651 (505 amino acids)
Molecular function (GO): 5'-nucleotidase activity
Source: RefSeq, a predicted model, not a curated record
CAUGUCUCCGCCUCCUUCAAAAUAACAUCAGGGCAUUUCAAUGUUAAAGGCCACUCUGAUGACUGAGGGAGUAAAAUAAGAGCCUGUAAAUCAAUCACACGUGAAUAGAACUCAAUUACUGGAGUCUGACAAGAUGACGGAUGCAAUAACGGACGAGAUGGACAUGGAUCCCAUUAUGUCUGAUGGUGAACACAGAGUCAAGAGAAACUUCCAACAAAAGGUUUUCGUCAACAGAAGUUUGACACUGGAGAACAUCAAAUGCUAUGGCUUUGACAUGGACUACACCCUGGCAAUGUAUAAGUCUCCAGAGUAUGAGAGCCUGGGCUUUGAGCUGUUGAGAGACAGACUGGUAUCUACUGGUUACCCUCAUGAGCUUCUACGCUACACAUACGACCCCAGCUUCCCCACACGAGGUUUGGUGAUCGACACCUUGUAUGGGAACCUCCUGAAGGUGGAUUCAAAUGGGAAUAUUUUAGUCUGCAGUCAUGGCUUCCGCUUCAUCAAAGGGGAAACGAUUCAGAAUUACUACCCCAACAAGUUCAUUCAGAGGGAUGACACAGAACGCUUCUACAUUCUCAACACUCUCUUUAAUCUGUCAGAAACCUAUAUCUACGUCUGCCUCGUCGACUUCUUUACUAGAUGCACCCGCUACACAAACCUUCUGAAGGGUUUCCAGCACGGUGACUUGUUCAUGUCCUUCAGAAGUAUGUUUCAGGAUCUUCGAGAUGCCAUGGACCACAUUCAUGACACGGGAACCUUGAAAGAGCGAACACUCAAGAAUUUGGAAAAAUAUGUAAUGUAUGAUCCAAAUCUGCCUGUACUUUUGACCCGGAUUAAAGAGUUGGCCAAGGUAUUUCUUGCAACUAACAGUGACUUCACCUACACUGAGGGUAUUAUGAAGUACUUGCUGGAAAAUCCUGCUAAGUCUGGCAAUAUAAAAGCAUCCUGGCGCUCCUUCUUCGACCUUAUUGUUGUGGACACCAAGAAGCCGCAGUUUUUCGCUGGGGGGAAUGUACUGAGACAAGUGGACACGCACACGGGAAAGCUUCGGAUCGGGACUUACACUGGUGACCUCCAGCAUGGAACUGUGUACUCAGGAGGGUCGUCAGAUGUCAUCUGUGAUCUGCUGGGGGUCAAAGGUAAAGACAUCCUCUACGUCGGAGACCACAUCUUUGGUGACAUCCUCAAAUCAAAGAAACGCCAGGGCUGGAAGACGUUUCUGGUCGUACCAGAGCUCAGCAAGGAGCUGCAAGUGUGGGAAGAUAAGAAAAAUUUGUUUGAGGAGCUGAAACGCCUGGACGUUUUCUUAGCUGAGCUUCACAAGAACCAGGACAGCAGCAGCACUGACCCCGAAAUCAGUUCCAUUCAGUACAGGAUGAAGGUGCUGACCUACAGAAUGGACAUGUCUUACGGACAGAUGGGCAGCCUCCUGCGAAGCGGUGCCAGGCAGACUCUGUUUGCCAGCCAGCUGAUGCGUUACGCUGAUUUAUACUCAACCAGCUGCGUCAACCUGCUGUACUAUCCAUGUAAUCACCUCUUCAUGGCUCCUCCAGUCCUGAUGCCACAUGAAUCAACUUCUCCAUACCCGAUCAGCUUUACUCCAUCAGAUCUUUCUGUCAGCAAUCAUUCAAUCACAAUAAACCAGAAAUGAGGGUUUUCAUAGUCAUUUUACAAUAUUUAAACUUCAUUUAAUCUUUGCUUUAAAUUGGAUGAUUAUUCAAACUCAUAUAAAGUUAAAUUCUUCAUAUCUGUGUGUUUUUGUGCUGGAAACAGGUAACAAAAAUGAGACAGAAGAGGAACAUAUGAAGAUGCUACACUUUUGAAUCAUUACUUCUGACAGAAUGUUCUCAGAUGAAGGUGUUUGUGUCUAUAUGAUGGGUUUGUUGUGACCACAAUGUCCUCUUCUUUUUUAUUUUGUAACAAUACUGCUCCAUCUGCUGGAUAUGGAGUUCUGUACCAUAUUAGUAUGUUUACAAAAAAACCCACCAAAAUUCAAAGUAAGUUAGAAUUUUUUCCAAUGGUAAUGGUUUUUCAUCUUUUACAGACACAUUGAUCAUGUCAAAGAGUCAUUUUAGCUUUUAGCAAGCUCAUAAUCAAGAUAAUCAUGAUGCCUACAGGUUUUAUUUGUAUUGUUUCUCCUGUGAAGGUGCUUACAAUUUACUUUGACAAGCUUUAUAAAAACUCUGCCACUUUAACAUUAUUUAAUUAUAACAUUAUCACUUUAACUUAAUUCCUGUAUAUUUUUUUAGAAUAGAUCUUACUGACAGAUUUAGCUAACACAAAACUAAAUUCAAUGUACAUACACAUAAGUGAAAAUUACCUUUUGUGUAAGUAAACGGAUUCUCUGCAAUACCCCUGUUGUCCACUAGGUGGCAGUGACUCACCUCUGUAACACAACUGGAGAAGAUGAACUGUGCCACAAAAUGACUCUUGAUGUUGUUUUAUUUGUUCACUGCCAAAAGUAAUGCCCUGUGUGUAACAUGUGUUUCAGACCACUAACAGCAAAAAAUACUAUUUUAUUUACUGCUUUUUUGAUGUUGUUUGUUUGCUCUCUCUAUUAAAUCAGAUAUUUUCUUAUA